AUGUCCAGCAAUCACCACAAAGAGUUUUUAGAAGAGGGUGAACCUUCUGUGCAUUGCAGGUGUGUACUUGACCUCUCUAAGUGUCCUUUCAUUCAGGGAAGAAUGUGGUUUGCUCAGCCCAAGGAUGCUGGUUUUUCAUUUAGCCACGAUAUCAAUAGUCAUUUGGCCAGCCUCUCCAUUGUUGGAAACACGAUCCCCACUCCCGACCCUAUUAAGGAGAAGGCUUUCUGUACUCUGGAUAACUUGAAUGCAGGAGUUGAAAACCAGGGCCAGAUUAAGAUGUCCAUCAGUGAAGUGUGUCAGGAGACUGUGUCAUGUUGCUGCAACUCAUUUCUGCAGCAGGCUGGAUUAGAUUUGUUAAUAAGCAUGACAAUUAUUAAUAACAUGCUUGCCAAGUCCGAUUCAGACUUGAAGUUCCCUUUGCUAUCGGAGGGGAGGGGAUGUGCUGAGGUUCAGGCUUUGAAACUGUCGAUGGGUUUGUCUGGAAAGCCGGUCUUGGCAGGGGAAUCGCUGGGUGCCCAAGCGCCGCUCUCAUUCAUGUCCCUCUUGAUCAGGAACGGAAACACACAGGUGCUCCCUGACACCCUGGCCUCGUAGAGGGCCAUCUGGAGCGGAACGGAACCGAAUCCACCCAAAACCCUGCUGGAGAACACCCACCUGUGUUCUCAUUCAAAGAAUCUGCAGUGGGUGCUGUUGAAGACCCAGCCUUAGCCACCACAUCACGGGGUGAAAGUUACACUUGCUCCACCGAGGACCACGCUCUUCUGGGCCAGGCAGGGGU
Molecule: messenger RNA, 781 nt
Organism: Lutra lutra (Eurasian river otter)
Lineage: Eukaryota; Metazoa; Chordata; Mammalia; Carnivora; Mustelidae
Product: protein ARMCX6-like
Exons: 2
Coding region: 1-597 (198 amino acids)
Cellular component (GO): mitochondrion
Source: RefSeq, a predicted model, not a curated record